AAAAAGGAGACAAACUACUGGGCAGGGGCCAUGAGGUGGGCUUCCCCUUUCAGUCCUCCUCCUCCUCCUCCUGGAGGCUCCCUUCUGGUCUUCUUCUUCUUCUUCUUCCCAGCCCCAGGCAAAGCCUUCCCAGCCCGGCUGAGGCCAAGAGGAAAACCCAUCUCCAUUCAUGAGUUCAAGUAAAAGAGUGGAUUUGAAGAUCAUUAUCAUUGGAGCUUUGGGUGUAGGUAAAACCUCUCUCCUCCACCAGUAUGUUCACAAGAAAUUUUAUGAGGACUAUCGAACUACCCUUGGAGCCAGUAUCUUGUCUAAAGUGGUGGUUGUGGACCACACACCACUGAAACUGCAGAUUUGGGACACUGGAGGGCAAGAACGAUUCCGGUCCAUGGUAUCUACAUUCUACAAAGGCUCAGAUGGCUGCAUACUGGCCUUUGAUGUGACAGACACAGAUUCCUUUGAGUGCUUAGAUGACUGGAGGGAAGACUUUCUGCAGAAGGUUUUCCCUACAGAACAAGGUUUCCCUAUGGUUGUACUGGGGAAUAAAAUUGAUUUGAAGGACCGACAGGUGUCCAAAGAGGUAGCUUCAUCCUGGUGCAAAGAAAAAGACAUUACAUAUUUUGAAGUUAGUGCCAAAAAUGAUACCAAUGUCGUGCAGGCCUUUGAGACUCUGUCAAAACAAGCACUAUCAAGGUACAAAGGGAUAAUUGAAAACUAUCUAACGGAUUCUAUAAAACUCACUCCUGAAGACCAGCCCAAGAAAAAAUGCUGUUGAGAUGUCAUUUGGAGAGAUGUGACAUUUCUACUCAAUCCAAAGGUUGUUACAUGGGACAGAUGACAGGCACAACUGCUGAGAGCUCCCCUCUUGAGCCCUGCUUAUCAAGGAUGGCAGAAUAACCGGAGGAAUCUCAUUCUGUAUGCCAGCAAAGAUGAGAAAGACUGCAGAUAAUUACUGGACACACAGAAGCCACCCUGAUGUCUGGAUGAUAUUAAAACCACCUUGUGGCUCUGACCAUUCCUGCUUUGUUCACACAUUUCUGAGAUUCCAUUUUGACUCAUUUUUCAGAGUACCUUUAUGACAUGACUUGAUUUGUUGGCCUGCUCUCAUUUUGCAUCUUUAUUGAACACUUUGUUAGAGUCUAUUGAUAAUAUAGAUAAGCCUGAGUAGACAGUUCUAGACAGCAUCUGGCACCUGAGAUGAAUAUAAAGUAGAUUCCUUAGAAGUAACCCAACAUAAUGUAGCAAAGGGGAGGGCAUAUUCCUCAAGUUUCUUUCAUCACAAAUUUAAUGUUUGACUGCAUGUAGUGAUUUUGGUUGAAAAAUUCAAAAAGUUAAUGUUUGUUCACUAAUGGUACAAUGGCUGAAGUAAUGCCAUAACUAGCCUGAAACGCCUAGCAUUGGGGCACUCUAUUUUAGUUCUCAGAGAAGUGGCUUGCCAGAUUCCCAGAAUACAAUGCAAGUAAAUAGUAGUGUGGAUCCUUUUCCAAUAUUUGUAUUCUUCAGUUUGUAUUCUUAGAAAGUCAGGGCAGAUUUACAGAUUCAUUUAGCAAAUCAAAACCUGCAGUUUUUCCUAGGGAAUUUAACCCUGUUCUAUCUGGCAUAUUUAAGAUAGGUACAUUUAUAAUGCAGGCACAGAAACAGUCACAUCACUGAAGCAUUUCCACUGUUGCUUUGAAGUAAAUGAUGUUUCUUUGAUGUUAGCAGAAAUAGAAAAUUAUCCUUGUCACAAGUGCUGGAUCAAUAUAUCUGAUGGGAUGUUGAAUACCGAGGCAGAAAGACCCAUAGAUUUGCCUGUAUGAAUCCUUCUGCCAUUUCCCAUCUGUAAAAUGGGGAGCAAUCCCUAUUUCAAAGGGAAAGUCUGCAGUGUAUGGUGACAACAGAAAAAACUAAAGGAGAUUUUUUUUAAAAAAAUGUAUAAUACAAAUGAAAUGAGGUGAAAUCAGUUUGACCAUGAAAGCAUGUAGUAGAGGAUGUAGGCUUAGAUGAUGGGAUAGAAAAUACAUUUAUUUUCUAGAUCCCUUUGGAAUAAUACUCCCUCUUAUCAUUGUUUUGGGGCUUGGUGGAACAUUAGAGAAAGCACAUUUUAUCACUAAAAACUUGAAGAAAUUAGCACAAAGAAUUAACAAAGUGCAAAAGAAGAAGGGAAAUAAACAGCAGGGGAAGUUUAAUGACUACUAUUAAUGACACUGAAUAUGAGGGUUGUUUAAAUUUGUAUCGUAUAUGAGAGUUACUUAUGUUUGUGAACUGCAUUAUGAAAAUUAAUUAAUUUGUCUAUAAUGUGCAUAUAACACCAACAUUGUUUAGAAUGUACAUCCCCCUCCUCCUUCCUUCUGUCCCUUACAAGGAAAGGCUAAAAUCUUGAGGGCUGUAGAAUUUAGAAAUAUGCCUGAUAGGGACCAUGGCAGAAAUAUAUAAAACUUUUCAUCAUAAUGGAUGGAUUUUUCUCCCUGCCUAAUAAUUCUAGAAAUCUAGGUUUGCUAAAGGGAAGUGCUCUUUCAUGCAAUGCAUAAUUGGCUACAGGGUGUAAUGGUGACCACUUACUUAGAAGAUUUUAAAACAGGCUUCACAAAUUUCGGGGAGAUGGAACUGCCAUACUCAGAAGCAGCUGACUUCUUAACAUGUAGGAGAUGCAACAGACAAAUAAACGAGGCAACAUGGUUGCUUGCCUGCUCUGCUGGUAGGGUUUCUGAAGGUACUUUGAUGUACAGGUACUUCUGUAGUAAACAGAUGGACCUUGAGUCUUAUCUUGCAGGAUUUUACUACCCCAGUAUGUACAAUAGGACUUGAGCAUCCAUGGGUUUGGUAUCCAUGGGGGAUCCUGGAACCAAACCCUAGUGCAUACCAAGGGCCCACUAGAAGAACAUCCUUGGGGCUGGAAUGAGUUAUUUACAAAUUCUAUGUCUGGAAAAGUUGGUUUUUGGAUUUUGUUGUUUUUGUUGUUGUGUACGUUCAAGUCAUUUCUGACUUCUGGCGAUCAUAAAGUGAAUCUAUCAUGGGAUUUUAUAGAGCUAAGAAUGUAUGACUUACCUAAGAUCACUCAGAGAGUUUCUUUUUUAUUAUUAUUAACUUUAAAUUUUACAAUACAAUUUCUUCAUACAUA
Messenger RNA from Sceloporus undulatus (fence lizard), 3097 nucleotides. It is a transcript of the gene RAB7B, whose product is annotated as RAB7B, member RAS oncogene family. The transcript has 6 exons. The record is from RefSeq and is a predicted model, not a curated record. The coding region runs from base 170 to 772 and encodes 200 amino acids. Gene Ontology annotation, cellular component: phagocytic vesicle; lysosome; late endosome. Gene Ontology annotation, molecular function: GTP binding; GTPase activity. NCBI's taxonomy places the organism in Eukaryota, Metazoa, Chordata, Lepidosauria, Squamata, Phrynosomatidae. Gene Ontology annotation, biological process: phagosome-lysosome fusion; endosome to lysosome transport.